Molecule: messenger RNA, 1449 nt
Organism: Scophthalmus maximus (turbot)
Lineage: Eukaryota; Metazoa; Chordata; Actinopteri; Pleuronectiformes; Scophthalmidae
Gene: lrrc57
Product: leucine rich repeat containing 57
Exons: 5
Coding region: 60-776 (238 amino acids)
Molecular function (GO): protein binding
Source: RefSeq, a predicted model, not a curated record
UCUGGCCGUCAGAGACACAGGUGGACUGGUGGAGGCGCUGCACGUGACUGCUCGUCCUCAUGGGGAACAGUGCCCUGAAGUCUCACCUGGAAACCUCCCAGAAGACUGGGGUGUUCCAGCUGACAGGGAAGGGACUGCAGGAGUUCCCUGACGAGCUGCAGAGACUCACCUGUAACCUGAGGACAGUCGAUUUGUCCGGGAACAAGAUCGAGCUGCUUCCUGCUGCCGUCGGAAACUUCCUGCAGCUCAAGAGUCUGACGCUCAACUGCAACCGACUGACCUGUCUCCCUGGUGAGAUCGGGAAGCUGAAGAAGCUGGAGACCCUGAGUCUGAAUGGGAACCGGAUCCAGCAGCUGCCCCCCACCAUGGGUCAGCUCAAGGCCCUGCGGUCCCUAAGCCUGGCCGGGAACCAGAUCUCAGAGUUCCCCCCUGGACUGGCCACUCUGAGACAUCUGGACCUGCUGGACCUGUCCCGAAACCAGAUCCACAUCGUCCCCCCAGGGGUGUGCGAGCUGCAGGCUAUCGAGAUCAACCUCAACCAGAACCAGAUCUCGGUGCUGUCGGCGGAGGUGUCUCGAUGUCCUCGUCUGAAAGUUCUCCGUCUGGAGGAGAACUGUCUGGAGCUGUCCUCCAUCCCUCUGUCCAUCCUCAACGACUCCCAUGUGUCUCUGUUCUCUGUGGAGGGAAACCUGUUCGAGGUCAAGAACCUCAGAGACCUGGAGGGAUAUGACAAGUACAUGGAGCGUUUCACAGCCACGAGGAAGAAGUUUGUCUGACGACCCUCGUUGACUUCAGAGCCCCACCUGGAGGCGGGGUCAGACAAGACUCCUCUCCCACAGCUUCUUCUCCUGCUGCUGCUUAAAUCUAGACGUCACCGUCACAUUGUCCCCUGUCUGCAGCGAGACCUGCUGCCGCCGUGAUGGCGGCUAACCAAUCACUGGUAACCAGAGGUCACAUGGACGAAAAGAAGAACAUGGACGGACACACGGACACUAACCAUCACAUCCAUCAGUGAUCAUCUUUAACCUCACAUCACAUAUUUAUAAAGAUGUAUAUCAUUUCCCGGACGUAACUCAACACCUUUGUCUUGUUUAAUAUUCACGGGAAUAUGAAUAUGUAAACGAGCCCCGCCUCUGUCUCCUCCCCCCGGUUCCUGAACGAUGCACAGUGAUGAAGCUGGAAAUCCAGGCGGACAUGUUGGAUACAGAAGCAGAAGAGUGAAGAGUUCAGCUUCAUGAUACUCAUGUUAGAUAAACAUGGCCACAGCUCUGACAGCUAAGUCACAGUAGAUAACUCACAGGAGCUAACUUUGCUUACUUAUGGACCUUGAGAAUUAGCUUAAUCUGGCUCCGCCCCCCCGGUCUUUGGGUAUGACUCUGUAUGACUUGACUCUGUCACAGAUCACUGUGAGAAGUUUUUGUCAUUUAAUAAACACAACGUUAACAAGGA